Molecule: messenger RNA, 997 nt
Organism: Galendromus occidentalis (western predatory mite)
Lineage: Eukaryota; Metazoa; Arthropoda; Arachnida; Mesostigmata; Phytoseiidae
Exons: 7
Coding region: 239-913 (224 amino acids)
Source: RefSeq, a predicted model, not a curated record
CGAAUUUCCUCGCCAGGGUUUCUUGAACGCCGCCGAUCAGUCUCGAUGCUAGAGAGAACUUCGACCGGGAGAGGGAGCUGGAACUCUUGACGCUAAGAGGGGUCACCAGCAACGGGAUCCAACACAAGAAGUGGUCCACCACUCGCCUUGGACGCGACGCACCGAGGCGAGUUCGGAGCCAGGAAAACCGAAUCUUCGAGAAGCUUUCAAGACUUCCUUUCGGGGACCGAGUUCCAACAUGAGGUUGGUCAUACUGCUGUGCGCCCUGGUGGGAGUGGUUUUGGGGGCCACUCAGAUGCAGAAAGGCACCCCGGUCAAGCAGCGAAAACCUUCGCUCCCGAAAAAAUAUUUGAUCGAGGAGGGCGGUUACGUCAAGCACAGAAAAAUGAGAUCGGUCGGAAUUCUCGGCCAGUAUGAGAUGCUGAAUCGUCACAGACAAGGUCGUCAAUCACCGGGACUACGUAACGGAGGCGGAUAUCUCUACAACCGACCAAUUUACACUCCCAGUGACCAUCUCGACGCUCGCCCCGCGCUCCCCCUGGCCGAGGUGGAAUCUCAUCCCUUGUCCAACUUCCCUGCACACUACAGCGGUGACUUGGAAGAUGUACCCAAGGAUGUCAAGAAGGAAGAAAAGAAAGCCGACGAAUCCGCCCCAGCGACCGUCCCUCCGAAGAAGGACAUGGAUGCCAAGAAGAAGGAAGAAGCGCCGAUGAAGAAGACCGAAGCUCCCAAAAGUGAAGCUUCCGCCCGAGACAAAUCCGAGCCUCAGCUUGUGACCAAAGCGCAGGCGCCUCAACAAAUCAAAACGACACCGAAACCCGCCACCGAAGCUACACCGAAGAAGAAGGAGGAGAAGAUUCAAAUCACCCAGCAAGAAACUGUCAGCGGAAAACCCCCGGUGGCCGUGGAGUGAAUAUUUUUAGCUGUAGAUUUCUAAUUUAUUGUGCCUGGACGCUCUAUUCAUGCUCUUGAAUAAAUUAUCGCGAAUCCAUCGAUG